Messenger RNA from Dissoconium aciculare CBS 342.82, 1071 nucleotides. RefSeq names its product HET-domain-containing protein. The transcript has a single exon. The annotation marks the transcript as partial. Lineage: Eukaryota; Fungi; Ascomycota; Dothideomycetes; Mycosphaerellales; Dissoconiaceae. The record is from RefSeq and is a predicted model, not a curated record.
AUGUCAGAAGAAGAACCACAACAGGGGGCCUUUGAAGACGACGAUGUAGACGACGACUCCGACGCAGAUGGCGUGGACGGCGACUUUAAGGUCGAUGACAUGCACGAUGACUCUGACGAUGAUGUCUUUCUUUUCGAGGCUGCGGCAAGCGACCCUAUCUGGUCCAAACAACAACCACUCCAGUAUCUGCUAGGAAGAUCUAGGAAAAACGGCCGGACAUCGGCCAAGGCGGUCUACGGCGAACCGCUGACCUUAGAGCGGGAUGCAGAAGGCCCUCGCAUUCGUCUGCUUCGUAUCCGACCAGGUGCGAGGGGUGAGCCGAUCUAUGGCGACCUCCUCGUACGGCCAUUAUUCGAAGGACAGAUACACUACGUCGCAUUGUCAUACGCUUGGGGAAAGCAGGUGGCAUCUCGAACAAUCUACCUAGGACCUGAAGAAUUGGAAUUUCACCUGUCUCCCCACUUGCACGCCGCUCUUGACCAUUUGCGACACCACAAGGAGUACACCUACGUUUGGGUCGAUGCGAUAUGUAUUAAUCAAGAGAACGAUCUCGAGCGUAGUGCACAAAUCCAGAUCAUGGCGCAAAUCUAUCAUCAAGCAAACGAAGUCCGCGUCUGGCUUGGUGUAGACGGUUUCGCAAAUGUCGCGGACAAUGACGAUGACUUGAUGUGGGCCUUGUGCCAACGCGAGAGCCCGUGGUGGAGACGCUUAUGGGUUGUGCAAGAGUGUGCUUAUUCUAAGAAGUGUCCGGUCGUUAUGUUCGGCCAGAAGCAAAGCUCACUCCAAGAUCUAGUUGAGCGCUGGACCAAUGUUGUACAGCGGCAGCAAGGGAAUGGUCACUCGUAUCAGCUGAGUACACUACAGUAUAAUCUAGUCUUUGUGGAACAGCUGUAUGCCGCCUGGAUCGAGCAAAGUAUGACGGGACGCUUGCCGCUCCUUAUUCGCCUACGCCAGACUGCGCGGCACCAAUACUCUGUCGCCCACGACCGAAAUUUUGCAAUUUUGAGUCUCGUAAAUGAGGAGGAGGUGAAGAAGAUAAAGCCUGACUACCGCCAACCGUAUUCAUCUUUG